Molecule: messenger RNA, 3560 nt
Organism: Darwinula stevensoni
Lineage: Eukaryota; Metazoa; Arthropoda; Ostracoda; Podocopida; Darwinulidae
Source: the annotation of a GenBank genome assembly
CCGUUGUCGAUUCUCCCGGCCGCGUGUGCGUGACCUGUGCAGUCCCGAUGGUUUCCCGCUCUGUCGUCGCGUGCUUCGUCUGCUUCUUCGGAGGAGCAUUGGGUAUAUCCCACCAGAGUAUAACCAAUUUGAAGAAUAUCCUCUUCAAGGACUACGAUGAGCUGGUCCCACCCAUCCUGACCGAUAAGACUGGCGUCGACGUCAGAUUCGGGGCGUCCGUCAUCAAUCUUCGCCUGGACGAGCUGAAGGGAGAAGCAAUCUGGCAUCUCUGGUACCGAGCUGUGUGGGAGGACGAACGUCUGAGGUGGGAGCCGUCGGAGCACGAUAACAUCACUGAACUGAGGGUUCCUUCGGAUCGAGUCUGGCUUCCCGACAUCACUGCUUACAACGAGGCCAGCGAGGACGAAUUCCGAUCAGCCCUGCACCAACAGCAUGCAUUCCACGUUGUCGUCUAUUCGAGAGGGGAGGUGUUGUUCGUGCCGAGCAUCACCAUGAAGACGUAUUGCCAGGAUGACUUGGUUGAUUGGCCGUUCGACGCACACGAGUGCAGCAUCAAGUUCGGGUCUUGGGUCUAUCAUGGGUUUCUUCUUGACCUCAAUCUCUAUAGUGCGACGGGGAAUUCCUUCGAGUUGGAUAAUUAUCGGGAAUCGCCGCACUGGGAGAUCGUGGAGAAGCCGACGAUGGUCCGACACGAAACGAUUUACUCGUGCUGCGAGGAGCCGUACGUGGAUCUCAUGGCCACCGUGACGCUGAUGCGGAGGCCGUCGCUCUUCUACAAGGGGACGCUCUUCUUCCCGGUCAUCGGAACGGCAUUACUGACCCUGUGUGCCUUGUGGUUGCCAGCAGGGUCAACUCAUCGACUCAUGUACUUCUUCCUGAACAGCAUCCUCCUCUUGAUUCUCCAGCUCUAUCACUCCUCCUUCAUCCCAAUCACCAGCGAAAAAAGCAUCAAGAUCAUGAAUUGCAUGAACGUCCUCCUGUGCCUUCAAGUUCUCGGCCUCCUCUGGUCCCUGGCGACCCUGCUCCUCGCCUGCUCCCACAACGGCUUCACUUCCAAACUGGUCCAGUGGGGUCGGGGCAUCCUGGGUCGGAUCUUCUGCCUCCCCGCAGAGACCCCCGAGAAGCUGCUGGACGAGGAGGAACAGGGCCGGGUGUGGAAGGAGAUCCUGGUCGAGCGCCCAGUUUUCCCGUUCCUUAAGAAAAGCGACAGCAAUCUAAUUUCAGCAGGAGGAGCAGUGGGUAUAUCCCAUCAGAGUGCAACCAAUUUGAAAAAUAACCUCUUUGAAGACUACGAUGCGCUGGUCCCGCCCAUCCCGACAGAUAAGACUGGCGUCGACGUCAGGUUCGGGGUGGCCCUCAUCAAUCUUCGCCUGGACGAGCUGAAGGGAGAAGCGAUCUGGCAUCUCUGGAAGCGAGCUGUGUGGGAGGACGAACGACUCAUGUGGGAACCGUCGGAGUACGAUAACAUCACUGUUCUGAGGGUUCCUUCGAAUCAAGUUUGGCUUCCCGACAUCACUGCUUUCAAUGAGGCAAGCGAGGACGAAUUUCGAACCGCCCUGCACCAACAAAAAGGCCACGUCCUCGUUUACUCCAGCGGAGAGGUUUUGUUCGUGCCGAGCGUCUGCAUGAAGACGUACUGCCAGGAUGACUUGGCCCAUUGGCCGUUCGACGCGCACGAGUGCAACAUCAAGUUCGGGUCUUGGGUUUACCAUGGGAUUCUUCUUAACCUCAGUCUCUAUAAUGGGAAGGAGAAUGUCGACCUGUUGGAUUACCGGGAAUCGCCGCACUGGGAAAUCGUGGGGAAUUCAACGAUGGUCCGACACGACACGAUUUACGACUGCUGUGUGGAGCCGUACGUGGAUCUCACGGUCACCGUGAUGCUGAUGCGGAGGCCGUCGCUCUUCUACCGAACGACGCUUUUCUUCCCGAUCGUCGGGGCGGCAUUACUGACCCUGUGUGCCUUGUGGUUGCCAGCAGGGUCAACUCAUCGACUCAUGUACUUCUUUCUGAACAGCAUUCUCCUCUUGAUUCUCCAACUCUAUCACUCAUCCUUCAUCCCAAUCACCAGCGAAAAAAGCAUCAAGAUCAUGAAUUGCAUGAACGUCCUCCUGUGCCUUCAAGUUCUCGGCCUCCUCUGGUCCCAGGCGACCCUGCUCCUCGCCUGCUCCCACAACGGCUUCACUUCCAAACUGGUCCAGUGGGGUCGGGGCAUCCUGGGUUGUAUCUUCUGCCUCCCCACGGAGAAUCCCGAGAAGGUAGGAACCUCCGCUUUGUCUGUCGCGGGAUGUGCUAAAGUGAUGACCCUCGAUUCCAUGGCAGCUGCUGGAGGACAAGGAGCAAGGCCGAGCAUGGAAGGAGAUCCUAGCGGAGCAGUGAACAUUUCCCACCAGAGUACAACCAAGUUGAAAAAUAUCCUCUUCCAAGACUACGAUGAACUCGUCCCACCCUUCUCGACUGACGGGAAAGCCGUCCACGUCAGGUUUGGGUUGGAUGUCCUCCAUCUUCGCCUGGACGACCUGAAAGGAGAAGCGAUCUGGCAUCUCUGGUAUCAAGCUCGGUGGCAAGACAAACGCCUCCAGUGGAAGCCGUGGGAGCACGCUUUUAUCACUGAUAUCCGGAUCUCUCCGGAUCAAGUCUGGCUUCCCGACAUCACUGCCUUCAAUGAGGCCACCGAGGACGAAUUUCGAUCCUCCCUGCACCAGCAGCGCUCUUCCAACGUCGUCGUCUACUCGACUGGAGAGGUAUGGUUCGUGCCGAGCGUCAUUAUCAACACGUACUGCCAGGAUGACUUGGCGCAUUGGCCGCUCGACGCGCACGAGUGCAGAAUCAAGUUCGGGUCUUGGGUUUAUCAUGGGUUUCUUCUCAACCUCAGUCUCAUUCACGGGGAUGACUCCUUCGACCUGAGGAAUUACCAAGAAUCGCCGCACUGGGAGAUCGUGGGGAAGCCGACAAUGGUUCGACAAGACACGUUUUACAAGUGCUGCGCGGAGCCGUACUUGGAUCUCACUGCCAGUGUGAAGCUGAUGCGGAGGCCGUCGCUCUUCUACAAGGGGACGCUAUUCUUCCCGGUCGUGGGAACGGCAUUACUGACCCUGUGUGCCUUGUGGUUGCCAGCAGGGUCAACUCAUCGACUCAUGUACUUCUUCCUGAACAGCAUCCUCCUCCUGAUCCUCCAACUCUAUCACUCAUCCUUCAUCCCGAUCAGCAGUGAAAAAACCAUCAAGAUCAUGAAUUGCAUGAACGUCCUCCUGUGCCUCCAAGUUCUCGGCCUCCUCUGGUCCCUGGCGACCCUGCUCCUCGCCCGCUUCCACAACGGCUUCACUUCCAAACUGGUCCAGUGGGGUCGGGGCAUCCUGGGUCGGAUCUUCUGCCUCCCCACGGAGACUCCCGAGAAGGUAGGAACCUUCGCUCAGUCCGUCUCAAGAUGCGCUAGAGUAAUGGCCCUCGAUUCUGUGGCAGGUGCUAGACGAGGCUCGGGACCGAGAGUGGAAGGAGAUCCUGAUCGAGCGUUUUUUGGACAGUAUCGCCUUUUGCGUCUUUCUUUUCAUUAUCGUCCUUAA